Molecule: messenger RNA, 1103 nt
Organism: Malus domestica (apple)
Lineage: Eukaryota; Viridiplantae; Streptophyta; Magnoliopsida; Rosales; Rosaceae
Product: cell wall / vacuolar inhibitor of fructosidase 2-like
Molecular function (GO): enzyme inhibitor activity
Source: RefSeq, a predicted model, not a curated record
CAUUGUGUCUUUGCCCAGUACGUUUCAUCAAGAUUCCCAAAUUAAACCACCAAAACAUUUCAGUACUCAAAAGAGAACAUUGGACUGAAAGUCUCAACUGUUGUUUAUCUGCGACCCGUGACUCACGUUUUGGCAUUUAGGUUUCUGCCAAACAAGACCUCAAUGCAUAGCAUAGUUUCAUAGCCUCCUGCCAAAUAGUGCCUCUUCCUCUUUAAUUAUGCAUACAGCUCACUGGACGCACAAAGUCAAAACACCCAAUGCAUCUCCUACAUUGCUUUUCAACCAUAGAAAAAUACCUAAUAUCUACUUUUCCUUCGCUCUUUUCCUCCAUACCAAAAUCUAGAGCCAAAAAAAGAAAGAAAAAAGUAUAUUCUCAGAUGGGUUAUUCUACUAUUUUCUUGCUCUUUCUUCUCACAACUACAUUUCCUCACCAAAACCCUAAUUUUCUCGUCCAUGCUGACUCAACCCUGAUCCAGAACACAUGCAAAAACACCAAGUACUAUGGCCUCUGCGUCUCAUCCCUCAAAUCUGUUCCCACAAGCAAAAAUGCAGACACAAAGGGGUUGGCAGUUAUUAUGGUUGGGAUUGGAAUGGCAAAUGCAACCGCCACCUCAUCCUACUUGUCCUCUCAACUCAUUAGCUCAAGCACAACCGACACAAACUUGAAGAAGGUCCUCAAGGAGUGUGCCGACAAGUACGGCUACGCCGGCGAUGCCCUUCAAGCUUCAGUGCAGGAUUUGGGCUCAGAGUCUUACGACUAUGCUUACAUGCACAUCACUGCAGCCGCAGACUACCCUAAUGCCUGCCACAAUGCUUUCAAAAGGUACCCAGGUUUGGCUUAUCCUCCAGAGCUUGCAAGGAGAGAGGAGGGUUUGAAGCAUAUUUGUGACGUGGCUCUGGGAAUUAUUGAUAAUUUUGGUGGGUAACUGUUUAUUUCCGACUAGUGUGGUCAAUAAUGCAAGUUUAUUAGAAAAGAAAAAAAAAUUCUUUAUUUUUCUGAGAUUGUUUGGUCUAAGUGCCAAUGCUGUUGAUGCUUUGUCCUAAACGAGAAAUUUUUAGUUGCAAUGAAAAUCCGGAUGGUAGAUCAUAUGUUUUUAUGUAAA